GCAACGUUUCAGCGGGCCAUGAAUAUGGCCUUCGCUGAGUUCGUUAACAAAACCCGACUAACCCAACCCCUGAUCAGUUUCUGCGUGAUUGUGUACAUGGAUGAUAUUUUUGUCUUUUCAAAAGCACACGAGUACCACGUGGAACACAUUGAGUGGGUUUUGCAUGCACUGAAGGAUGCGGGGUUCAAAAUGGCCUUGGAGAAAAGCGAGUUCUUCUUGUCGGAGAUCUCAUUCUUGGGGUACAUCGUCAUGGUCGAUGGACUAAAACCGGAUCGGAGGAAGGUGGUAGCAGUUCAAGAAGCCCCGGCGCCGGUCACACUCACCCAGGUGUUGAAGGAGGCUCUGACAUCUGCUCCUGUGUUGGCGCGUCCCGAUCCGGCAAGACCGUUCGCACUGUACACCGACUGGCAGCCUCAGGCGAUAUCGGCGGUGCUGACUCAGCACGGGGCAGACGGAAGGGAACACGUCAUUGAGUAUGCAUCCAAGACACUGAGCGAGGCGCAGGCAAAUUACGAAGCGUGCAAAGGCGAACGCCUGGCGGUGGUGAGGGGGGUCCAGCAUUUCCGGCCGUAUCUUUACGGCCAGAAAUUCGUGGUGGUCACGGAUCAUCAGCCGCUGCUGUCCCUACGCAACAACACGGACUACACGGGGAUGCUGGGCAGGUGGGCGGUGCGUCUGCAAGACUAUGAAUUCGACAUCCGCCACCGUGCCACGCGGCAGCAUGGUAACGCCGAUGGAUUGACGCGCCUCCUGCCGCCCAACAAGUGUCCCGCCAACGAGCGACUCAUUCCGUGGAGGCCAGAAGUCGCGGCGACGAAACCUCACUACGGGGAGCUACACGGACCGACGUUACAAAAACGGAAAGUUGAUGAUGACGGAGGGACUAGCUGGUUGACGGUUCCGCACCCUUUUGCUAGGUUCGAUUGGACGCGAGCCGCUCAUGAAGAGGAUGAGGUCCAUUUCGCAGUCAAGUACACGGAAAAAGUCAUCGAAAAGAACGGAUGGUACUGGUCGGGAAUUCGGGAAGACGUGAAAUACACCGUUCAAAAUUGCCCGGCCUGCGCGGCGGACAAGGCGCCGGUACAGAUGCCUCGGACGAUGGUGCCCACUCGGGUAGACCGCCCCUUUCAGAGGGUUAGCAUCGACACGACGGAUAUCAACGUUUCGAGAGGUCCCGUCGAUCAGGGAGAGCUCAAUGUUCUUUUAGUGGUCGUCGAUCAUUUUUCGAAAUGGAUAGAGGCGUACCCAAUGACCAGCCGGAAUUCGCAGGAAGUAGCCCUGUACGUAAAUCGAUUUUUGUGCAUGCAUCUAGACGUAGAAGAGGUACACAUGGACAAUGGGUCGGAAUUUCAAGGCGAAGUAGAACGUCACCUAGUCAGGGCGGACGUUAAGAUUAUCUACUCGCCGGGGCAUUGGCCUCAAGCCAAUGGCCUGGUAGAGAAUGCCAAUCGACUGAUUAAGACCGCCCUUAGACGGAAUAUCACCGCGGGAGACACCCGGCCUUGGCCGGUCAUUGUCGACCACAUCUUGGCCGUUUAUCGGGCUACCCCACACGGUAGUACUGGGAUGUCCCCCUUUCAACUGAGAACCAAUAGUGUCCCUCGGGUGAAAUUGUCCCCCGUAGUAGGUACGGAAGUUAGAGCAACACGGGCCCAGAACCGAGAUAAGGCCUGCCACUACAUGGACUUAAUGGCUAGGGCCUACCCCCCGUUAGCUCGACGUCGACAGCAGGCCGUAGAUCGGACAUAUCAACGGCAGAUCCGUGACUACGAGAAUCGACACGCGUCGGCGGGACCACUGCCCCGCUAUAAAGUUGGGGACUUGGUGGAGGUACGGAAAUCUGCGCGCUCCUCCAAGAUCCACCCGCGCUACACAGGCAUUUACGAGGUCACGGAAGUUGGCGCACAGGGACAGCACUUCGUGAAGCUGAUUCCCCGGAGCAGGAUGAACCAUCGCCAGCCGGAGCAUGAGCCCCUCGAGCAUUUCCAGACGCCGCUUGCAGAUUGCUUGUUGCAGCAUCGGUUCAAUGAGGAAAGGCAGUUGCGGUACGACAUUCAACAUGUGAACGUGCGAGCGCCCGGGGUUGUUGAUUUGGCGGCGUACUCGUUGCUUGGCGAUCGACUGACGUAUGUGGGGGUGUACGUGGACGUGACGCAGUUGCCUGGUCGGGAGACGACUCGAGUCUUCAUUGAGUUCCGCAUGCUCCAGGUGGCACCCAACAUCGUGCACAACGUCUCCACCUUUAUCGGCGACUUGACGAUCCUACCGCAGCCGAAUCGGGAGCCGACGUGAAGUUUUGUGUGCGAAUACGCGGUGGAAGCGGCCAGAUCAGUGGCCAGAUUGCAAGGACGGGGGGGGCACCGAUUCACAACCCACGAA
Molecule: messenger RNA, 2379 nt
Organism: Chara braunii
Lineage: Eukaryota; Viridiplantae; Streptophyta; Charophyceae; Charales; Characeae
Source: the annotation of a GenBank genome assembly